Molecule: messenger RNA, 1340 nt
Organism: Peromyscus leucopus (white-footed mouse)
Lineage: Eukaryota; Metazoa; Chordata; Mammalia; Rodentia; Cricetidae
Gene: Tmem138
Product: transmembrane protein 138
Exons: 5
Coding region: 226-714 (162 amino acids)
Cellular component (GO): cilium
Source: RefSeq, a predicted model, not a curated record
GUAGCUGAUGAGCCGAGAGUGGCCGGGAGUCAGGAUUUUUUUGUUGCUAUUGCUGUGAGCUUUUGGCCGAGGCAUCACGGUCUGCGGGAGGAUUGGGAAGGGUCCUUGCUUUAGAGCCUGGGAAACAGCUCUGAUUUGGAAAAACUAGACAUCUUCCCCCAAGUACCCGGCAGAGAACCAGAACUGUGGAAUGUGCACUCGGGAGUUCCAAAAGGCAGAUAGAAGAUGCUCCAAACCAGCAACUACAGCCUGGUGCUCUCCCUGCAGUUCCUGCUGCUGUCCUAUGACCUGUUUGUUAACUCCUUCUCGGAGCUACUCCGAAUGGCUCCUGUCAUCCAGCUGGUGCUCUUCAUCAUCCAGGAUAUUGCAAUCCUCUUCAACAUCAUCAUAAUUUUCCUCAUGUUCUUCAACACCUUCGUCUUCCAGGCUGGCCUGGUCAACCUCCUAUUCCAUAAGUUCAAAGGGACCAUCAUUCUGACUGCUGUGUACCUCGCUCUCAGCAUCUCCCUUCAUGUCUGGGUCAUGAACUUGCGAUGGAAAAACUCCAGCAGCUUCAUUUGGACGGAUGGGCUUCAAACACUGUUUGUAUUCCAGAGACUAGCGGCGGUGUUCUACUGCUACUUCUACAAGCGGACAGCUGUGAGACUGGGCGACCCCCGCUUUUACCAGGACUCGCUAUGGCUGCGAAAGGAGUUCAUGCAAGUCCGAAGGUGACCACUUCAUGUCCCGUCGAUGAAUGCCUUUCCUUCUGGUAGAAGUCACCUGGGCUGCUCUCCAGGGAAGGACAGCCCUUGGCACCAGGAAACAUGGACUUACCUAGGACAUGUUCCGGCCAGCUGUGCUCAGCCUUCAAGAGCAAAGACUCUCCAGGUGUGGUUGGAAACUGAGGCAGGAGAACUGUUAUGAGUUUGAGGCCACCCUGGGCCUACCUAGUGAGUUCUAGGAUAGCCUGUAGAGAGAGAACCUUUCUCAAAAAAGAAGGAAGACUUUCCCUAUUCCAAAUUAAAGUGUUUUCCCCAGACUGUAGAACAAAGUGCAGUCUUGCCUCCUACCUCAGUCCAUCCACUUCCUUCUCUUCCUGCUCUGGACCACUUGCUUUCUCUUUCCCUUCUUCCUUCCUGAAGAUUCUGCAGCUCUGGAGCUCCCACUCUUUGAAGCUUAUGGUUCAGCCUUUUAGGUAGCCCACCUCCUGCUCUCCUGAUACCAUACCUGAGUGGCUGAAGGUUAUAGACAAUGAUGGGCAUGUCCUGACUGACCACACCUUAGUCAUUUAGAUUUUAUAUCUAAAGUACUUUUUUACAGUUCUAAAAGGAAAUAAAUUGAAUUUUUUUUUCCAUAAA